Molecule: messenger RNA, 1269 nt
Organism: Cheilinus undulatus (humphead wrasse)
Lineage: Eukaryota; Metazoa; Chordata; Actinopteri; Labriformes; Labridae
Product: C-X-C chemokine receptor type 5
Exons: 3
Coding region: 1-1269 (422 amino acids)
Biological process (GO): G protein-coupled receptor signaling pathway; immune response; chemotaxis
Cellular component (GO): membrane
Molecular function (GO): chemokine receptor activity
Source: RefSeq, a predicted model, not a curated record
AUGAGGAGCCAAGACAUCCAGAGGGACCUUGGAAAGGAACCAGGUGAGGUGGUUCGGGAAUCUGAUCAGGAUACCUUUAGGUCGCCUUUCUGUGGAGAUCUUUCGGUUAUGUACAAGAGCCUGCUGGUGGUUUUCAGGCCCUUUGGACUACCACGGCACAACCAGGGACUUGUGGCAACCCUUCCACCUGCUAAGCCACUGCUAGAACUCGAAGACUCCUAUAAUAUAUCGGACUACAUUUAUGAAAAUCUGACAACCUACACGUGUGAGGAGCAGGAGAAGGGCCUGCAGACCUUUAAUGCCGUCUUCCAACCCCUGCUCUACAUCCUGACCUUCCUGCUUGGUGUGGCGGCGAACGGCCUCAUGAUCACGGUCCUCCUGAGUCGCUGGCGCCUGAUGCGCAUCACCGAGAUCUACCUGCUGAACCUUGCCGUGGCUGAUCUAAUGCUCCUCUUUACAUUUCCUUUCAGUGUUGCAGACAAUGUUGCUGGUUGGCUGUUUGGGGAGGUUUUCUGUAAGCUGUGGGGUCUGAUGAGAAACCUGAACCUCCUCUGUGGGAGUUUCCUUCUGGCCUGUAUCGGCUUUGAUCGGUAUUUGGCUAUCGUUCACGCCAUUCCCAGUUUGCAAAGUCGGCGUCGGGGAACAGUACACCUCACAUGCAUGUUAUUGUGGCUGGUCUGCUUGGCGUUUACAAUACCCAAUGCUGUGUUUCUCACUGUGAAGCAGGACUUGAGAAACAGCUCGAGGCUCUCCUGUUACUACCAUGAUUACGAGAUCCAUGCACACAACUGGGUUUUGACCAGCAGAGUCUUAGAGCAUGCGUGCUUCUUCCUUCCUCUGGUUGUCAUGAGCUACUGCUACACAGCGGUAGUCCUUACUUUGUGCCACAGCCAGCAAAGCCAAGCGAAGCAAGGUGCCAUCCGACUGGCUUUACUCGUCACUCUGGUCUUUUGCUUCUGCUGGCUGCCGUAUAACAUCACUAUCCUGAUAAAGACUCUGGUAGACCUGGAGGUAAUCUUAUAUGAAAACUGUGACUCUUAUGUUCAACUGCAGCUAGCCAUAGACGUGACACAGAGCCUGGGUUUCUUUCACUGCUGCCUCAAUCCUUUCUUGUAUGCUUUUGUAGGGGUGCGGUUUCGCAGGGAGCUCAUACAGUUACUCUGUCGACUCGGCUGCAGUCGUGUUUUCAUGCCUUUGAUAAGAACUCGGCGUCACAGUCAACCGUCGACUUCUGAGGGAAUGACAUCCAUCACCACCAUGCAUACUUAA